This is a messenger RNA of Adineta ricciae, 213 nucleotides long. Lineage: Eukaryota; Metazoa; Rotifera; Eurotatoria; Adinetida; Adinetidae. The record is from the annotation of a GenBank genome assembly.
AUGGCUUUCGGUCAAAACAUGAAUCCUUGCUGUCGUCCCCCUGUUCCAGUUUGUCCUCCCGCUCCAGUUUGUCCCCCUCCUGUUCCAGUUUGUCCUCCACCACAACCAGUAUGUGUUCCAGUUUGCUGCUGUGUUGAACGAAUCUGCUGCGAUCCUUGUUUAGGACCACGUCGAGUUACUCAAUGUUUUCAAACGAUGGUUCGAGUACGAUAA